Molecule: messenger RNA, 1545 nt
Organism: Rasamsonia emersonii CBS 393.64
Lineage: Eukaryota; Fungi; Ascomycota; Eurotiomycetes; Eurotiales; Trichocomaceae
Product: High-affinity nicotinic acid transporter
Exons: 8
Coding region: 1-1545 (514 amino acids)
Biological process (GO): transmembrane transport
Cellular component (GO): membrane
Molecular function (GO): transmembrane transporter activity
Source: RefSeq, a predicted model, not a curated record
AUGGACAACAAUCUCAAUUCCAAUUCCCUCGACAACGACAAACCCCAUACUGGGCUGCACAUCGAGGAUGCCAACAAUUCCUCCGUCUCCUCGACCCGUGAUGCCGGCCAUCCGGAAGAUAUUGAUGACGACGACUUUGGCAAACGCGAAGCGGCCGUCGUCUUCAAGCUCGACUGCUUCAUUGCGCCGGUCAUGAUGCUGCUGAUGCUGAUUUCGUAUCUGGAUCGGGGGAAUAUCGGCUUCGCUGCGACGCAGGGCUUGUCAAAGGAUAUUGGGUUAAAGGGGUCGGAGUUGAAUAUCGCCAUAUCCGUCUUCUACGUCUUCUACAUCCUUGCUGAGUUCCCCACCUCCCUCCUCGUCAAACGCCUCCAGUACAACCGCGUCAUCCCGUUCAUCACGGCAUGCUGGGGCCUCGUCUGCCUGUGCACCGGCUUCGUGCAGGGGUUUGCGUCCCUCGUCGUGACGCGUCUGCUGCUGGGUUUCUUUGAAGGGUGUCUGUUCCCGUCUAUGACACUGUUCCUGUGCGACUGGUACAAGCGCGAGGAGUUGGCGACGAGGAUUUCGUUUCUUUUUGUGGCAUCCGCUCUUUCAGGUGCGUUUGGCGGUCUUCUUGCCUAUGCGAUUCUCUACAUGGAUGGCACAGCGGGGUUGCAUGGGUGGAGGUGGCUCUACAUCAUCGAAGGCCUCAUCACCAUCGUCUGGGCAGCUAUCUGCCUGUUCGUCGUGCCCAAGAACUUCGAGACAGCAUACUUCCUGUCCGAGAAGGACAAGGUCGUCAUGCGCCGGCGCGCGGAGGUCAUGGCCUCGUACAGCGGUGGGCGCGGACACUACAAAUGGAAGGAUAUCAAGAUGGCUGCUGUAGAUGUCAAGAGCUGGGUUCAUGGCGUGAUUCAGAUCUGUGUCGUGACGAUUCUUUACGGUGGGCUUACCUUGCCUUCGGGAUUCGGCACCUUCCUCCCCAUCAUCCUCAAGGAUGGAUUCCACUAUUCGACGAUCCAGGCCCAGUAUCUCGUUAUCCCAGUCAACCUCUGGGGCGCCCUCACCUACGCCGUCGGCGCCGUACUCUCCGACCGCUACAAAGCGCGCUUCCUGUCUCUCAUCCUUGCCGCGCCCUUCGGUAUCGCCGGGUACGCCAUCCUGGUCGUGAACGGCCAUGACCACGCCGUAUCCCCUGGCGUGCGCUACUUCGCUACCUACCUCAUCGCCACAGCAUGCUACCUCUGCACAGGCACCAACAUCGCCUGGCUCUCGUCCAACUGCGCCCCUGACGGGAAACGCGCCGCCAGCGUGGGCAUCUUGCUCUCGCUGACGAAUAUCGGCGGUGUUGUAGCGGGGCAGAUCUACCAGACGGCUGCCGCGCCGGCGUUUGUGUUGGGCCACUCGUGGAGUUUGGGCUGUUUGGUUUUCGCAUGGUGUGGAUGGUGGAUCGUCCUGUUUAUCUACUGGCGUAGGGAGAGGGGGAAGGAUCGAAAUAUCCUCCUGGGGAAGACGAUUCCCCCUGAAGAAUGGAGUGAUCGGGCGCCGGAUUUUCGGUAUCAGUUUUAG